Molecule: messenger RNA, 1653 nt
Organism: Hypoxylon trugodes
Lineage: Eukaryota; Fungi; Ascomycota; Sordariomycetes; Xylariales; Hypoxylaceae
Exons: 2
Coding region: 154-1575 (473 amino acids)
Biological process (GO): secondary metabolite biosynthetic process
Molecular function (GO): FAD binding
Source: RefSeq, a predicted model, not a curated record
UAGAUCUAAUAAGCCUUAUUUCACGCGUAUAAUGAGUAAUUUUCAUGCAUUUUGGAGGUGAAAAGCACCAGAGAAGGAAUCGCUAUCUGAUUAUCACAGCGAGAAUCUAAACUUUUCGGUUUCUAAAUCUAAUUUUGACUCCCGAAGCGAAAAAUGGCGGCACGAGAACCAUCCCAGGUGCAUGUCGCUGUAGUUGGUGGAGGUAUUAUUGGGUUGGUAACAGCUCUGGGCCUCCUUAAACGCAAUAUACCUGUCAAAAUCUACGAGCAAGCACGUUCAUUCCGUGAAAUCGGCGCCGGCGUGGCAUUCACUGCAAAUGCGCUAGAAUGCAUGGCCUUACUUGACCCUGUCAUCGUGGACGCCGUCAAUGCUGUAGCUACGACCAACGGCGAGGACAAGAACAAUCCCAAUGAUUAUCUACGCUAUCAUGAUGGCUAUAACUGGGACCCAAACGAUAUCGAAGGCUCGGAUGAUAAACUUCUGGGUCUUCUUCAUUCCGGAUACAAAGGUUUCCAGGGCUGCCAUCGUGCCAACCUCCUCGACGAGUUGGUCAAAUACAUCCCAAGCCACGCAGUCGAAUUCGGAAAGCGCUUUACGGGAUAUGAUGAUAGGGGGCCGACGAAAGGGUUGCUACUACAUUUCCUUGAUGGGAGCACGGCCGAAGCUGAUAUAGUCAUCGCUUGCGAUGGAAUCAAGUCCAGGGUGCGGCAGCUUAUUCUAGGCGCCGACAAUCCAGCUUCCCACCCACACUUCAGUCAUAAAGUCGCCUAUCGUGCCCUAAUCCCCAUGGACCGUGUACUACCAGUGCUAGGCGUCUUCAAGUCGUUCAAUCAACACAUGCACACGGGCCCCAGGGCACAUAUUUUACAUUUCCCUGUUGCGGGGGGUGAUUUCCUAAAUGUUGUGGCUUUCAUCAGGGAGAUUGAAGACUGGCCACUCGAUGACCCCAACAAGGUUGGCAACAUGACGAAGCCAGCUACCCGUGAGGAGGUGGCCGCCGCAUUCAGGGGUUGGGGUCCCACUGUGUGCAAGAUUGUGGACCUACUACCCGAUAAUAUUGAUAAGUGGGCCAUCUUCGACACGUACGACCAUCCCGCGCCGACAUUUGUUCAAGGACGUGUAUGUCUAGCAGGAGACGCUGCCCAUGCUUCAUCGCCGCAUCAUGGAGCAGGCGCUGGUAUCGGGGUUGAGGAUGCGUUGGCAUUAUGUACGCUCCUAGAGAAAGUCGCAACAACCAUUUCUCAAGACCCACAAGCUGAAAAGGGGAUGAUUAUCGAAACCUCGCUCAAGAUUUAUGAUAAAGUUCGGCCCCCUCGCAGUCAGUGGUUGGUUAAGAGCAGCCGCGAGGUUUGUGAUGUCUACGAGUGGGUUUACCCGGACACUCUGACGGAUUGGGACAAAUGCCUAGCUGAGAUUACGACUAGAUCUCACAAAUUGUGGUAUUUUGACUUCGAUGGCAUGUUGAAGGAGCUUCACGACAGCUAUGAGAACUGCCUCCCAUCCAAGUCGGGAGGGAAUAAUCCAUCGAAUGGCGCUCAAGUUAAGAUGGGAAACAAUGUGAUUCCAGUAAGCUGAAUUGCUUUCAUAUGCCAUACGAACCUACCUAAGUAGGUAGGUAGGUACGCAUAGGUCCGAGCCUAUCGGCGAUACGAA